AUGAAUCGGUGUCCUAAACCGGUGAUGAAAAGAAGACCUCCGAAGAAGAGUCAGCCGAAAGUAGCAUAUGUGGUGCUUAAUCCCCAUCCAAGACCCGAUUCCUCUCUCCCUGCUUCCCUAAGUCAGGAGAAGAAGGAAAUUCAUGCUUGGGUGAUUCUUGUAGUCAAGCCAAAAUAUCCUAGAUGCAGAGCGAGAUCAAAAGGAAGGUCUUCAGCAGUAACAAGGGCUAGAGCAUUGAUUUCGCCCCCAAAGACAGCCUUUUCUUCCCUUCCAUUGAAAACGCCACUCUUGGCUCUAAGGGAAGUAGUAGAUGUUCCAAGAGUAAAAAGGGCAAAAAGAAUGAUGAGGAGGUUGUAA
Microthlaspi erraticum is the source of this 357-nucleotide messenger RNA. The record is from the annotation of a GenBank genome assembly. NCBI's taxonomy places the organism in Eukaryota, Viridiplantae, Streptophyta, Magnoliopsida, Brassicales, Brassicaceae.